UCGCGAAGCUUUUGCACAGUUCAAAACGUUUCGGCAACAUGUUCCGUUUUAUUACUUUGUUUGCUCUAGUGAGCGUGGCUUUGGCCGGUACCGUACCUACUGACUACGUUGAUGGUCGUAUCGUAAAAGGUGAGGCUACAACCAUCGAGGCUCAUCCCUACCAAGUAUCCAUCCAAAGAUUGAGUGGCUCUCACUUCUGCGGUGGCAGUAUCAUCGAUGCCACCACCAUUGUAACUGCUGCACAUUGCUUGCAAUCAAUCCGUGCUGAUCAAAUUCAGGUGCGUCUUGGCUCCACCUACUACAACAGAGACGGUCGUGCUGUGCGCGUUCGUGCUUUCAGAAAUCAUCCUGGCUACAAUGGCAAGACCCACGUUAACGAUGUUGCUGUAAUGAAAUUGUCUGAGUCGGUUGCUGAAUCUUCUCGCAUCCGUUAUGUCCGUUUGGCUGAUCGUACUCCACGCACUGGUACUCGUGCUGUUGUCACCGGUUGGGGUGUUAAGUGCUCACUAUUGUGCACCAAGGCUCAGGAAAUUUUGCAAGAAGUUGAGGUCGGUAUUGUUGAUAGGAACGCCUGCGCUUCCAGGGAAUACAAAUACGGUUCCGAAAUCAAGGAAACCAUGGUAUGUGCCUACGAUCUCGGCAAGGAUGCAUGCCAAGGUGAUUCCGGCGGCCCAUUGGUUGCCCACGAUGAAUUGGUCGGUGUUGUGUCUUGGGGCCGCGGUUGUGGUGCAGCUGGUUAUCCAGGUGUCUACGCUGAUGUUGCCGAGGAACGUUCCUGGAUCGAGGAAACUGCUCGCACUUUGUAAGCCGAUUUAUAUUUCUUAUAGAAAGGCAAACAGCAAUAUAAAUUUGUAUUUUGUUAUGUAAUUAAUAAAAAUUAAAGUAUUGAGUUUAUA
Zeugodacus cucurbitae (melon fly) is the source of this 896-nucleotide messenger RNA. Its product is annotated as trypsin. Gene Ontology annotation, biological process: proteolysis. Gene Ontology annotation, molecular function: serine-type endopeptidase activity. The transcript has a single exon. The record is from RefSeq and is a predicted model, not a curated record. Bases 39 to 806 code for a protein of 255 amino acids. NCBI's taxonomy places the organism in Eukaryota, Metazoa, Arthropoda, Insecta, Diptera, Tephritidae.